This is a messenger RNA of Asparagus officinalis (garden asparagus), 597 nucleotides long. RefSeq lists its product as uncharacterized. The coding region runs from base 1 to 597 and encodes 198 amino acids. The record is from RefSeq and is a predicted model, not a curated record. NCBI's taxonomy places the organism in Eukaryota, Viridiplantae, Streptophyta, Magnoliopsida, Asparagales, Asparagaceae. The transcript is spliced from 3 exons.
AUGAGAUACUUGCGCGAUUUGUGGAAUAAGUGGCGUGGUGACAUGCACAGGAAAUAUGUGAAAGAAAAUUCAUUGCAAGUUGCACUUAGAAAUAAACCUAUAGAAGUGAGUGUUGAUGACUGGGAUUGGCUAGUUAAGGAACAUUAUUUUUCUUCAAAAUUCCAGAAAGCAAGCCAACAAAAUACACUUAACAGAGGCAAAAGAAAGAUGCUCCACCACACGGGCAGCAAAUCCUUUAGACAAAUUGCGUGGGAAUUGGAUGAAAUUGUUCAAGUCAAACAAGCAAACCCUUCACUUUCUGACAUUGAGAUAGUUGAGAAAAUCUGGGGGAAGCAAUCUCAUGGUCACAUCACUGUAUUUGGUGGUGGGACUACUUUGAAAGAUUUGAGAGGACCGCUCCCUAGUCGAUCUGAUCUGGAAGCACGGGUUAUAGAAGAAAAGAGAAAGAACCAGAUGCUUCAACAACGCUUAGAUGAGCAGGAGCAACAACAACAAAGGAUGUCUGAGUUGGAGUCACAAGUGAAAGCUAUGCAAGAACUUUUUUUUAGACAAUCACCUUCAUUGGCUCCUCAAACUCAAGAACGUGUGCAGGAUUAG